UGGAUGUACAGUGCUGUGUGUCUGGUGAUUUCUGAGUUCUCUGAGGAUUGUCACUGACAAGGAAGCACGGUGCUAAACGUGGAGUGUCUUGAACAGGAGGAUGAACGUUAUCAGAUGGACCUCUCUGUUCAUGGUUGUUCAGUGUAUUUUUCUGCAGGUGACUCAUUCCAGAGGAGACACUGAGGUGUUCUGUGUUGUCAUGGAGAGCUGCAUCUUACCGUGCAGCUUCCAGGGUGACACUGAUGUGGUCAUCCACUGGAUUCAGGUGACAGCAGGAAACAGUCCUGUCCAUUCCUUCUACCACAACAAAGACCAGCUCACUCACCAGGACCAGCGCUUCAGCGGCAGGACGUCACUGUUCACGGACCAGAUCUCAGGAGGAAACGCCUCCCUGCAGCUGACAGGGCUGCAGGUUCAGGACCAGGGGAGAUACAAGUGCUACACCAGCACCAACAGAGGAAGGAAUGAAUCAUUUACCAACCUGAAAGUGGACGCUCCAGUUGGUAAAGUCGACCUCCAGCAGGUGGGAAACAGGAUCACCUGCAGCUCAGAGGGGAUCUACCCUAAACCUGAGCUCACCUGGUCCACCAGCCCUCCAUCCACUGUGACCUUCAAGAACCAAACUGAAGUCCAGGAGACUGAGCAGCUGCUCUACAACAUCAGAAGUUCUCUGACAGUUUCAGACAGCGACUCUGAUCUGAGCUACAGCUGCAGCAUCAGCACUCGCAGAAACAAGAGGAGAGCCACCUUGUCUAAAACAUCUUUUCUCAAUGUUUCAAACACUGGAACAACGAUCCCCUGCGCUGCCUCAAAGUCCUCCUUCAAGAGUCUGAUCUGGAGAUUCAACCACAUUCUGAUCGUCCUGACCCAGACCAGAGCUGACGUCUCCUCCUCAGUCUCAGAGGGCUGGAGGCAGCAGGUGAAAGGUGUGUCAGAGUCAGGCAGCCUCAUGCUGCAGAACUUAUCUCCACAUCAUGAGGGAAUAUACACCUGUGAACUGAGUGAUGCUGAGGAGACACUGAUAACCAACACCUUUCUGUGGAUACAGAGUCCAGAUGAGGAUUCAACCAAUCAUAGAGUCAUUACAGGUGUGGUGGUUACAGCUGUUUUGGUCUUAGCAGCAGCAGCAGUUGUUCUUGUCUGGUACUGUAAAAAGAAAAGAGGUAAAAUAAUGUUCCUCCUACACUUUAAUAAAUGUCUUGUUUGUUAUUUUUAUUAA
This is a messenger RNA of Seriola dumerili (greater amberjack), 1219 nucleotides long. RefSeq names its product V-set domain-containing T-cell activation inhibitor 1-like. The transcript is spliced from 6 exons. Gene Ontology annotation, biological process: cell surface receptor signaling pathway; positive regulation of T cell proliferation; T cell costimulation. The record is from RefSeq and is a predicted model, not a curated record. NCBI's taxonomy places the organism in Eukaryota, Metazoa, Chordata, Actinopteri, Carangiformes, Carangidae. Bases 101 to 1219 code for a protein of 372 amino acids. Gene Ontology annotation, cellular component: external side of plasma membrane.